This is a messenger RNA of Paramecium pentaurelia, 882 nucleotides long. The record is from the annotation of a GenBank genome assembly. Lineage: Eukaryota; Ciliophora; Oligohymenophorea; Peniculida; Parameciidae.
AUGUAAUCCAAUUAUUUCUACCAUAUUAGUUAGUUUUAUUAUGCUCAAAACNUAGAAUAUUUGAUCCCUUAUAACAUAGCUGUUUGUGGAAUUGAUUUAUCAGGUAAGCCAUCACUCAUUUAUCCAGGUUCUGGACAUUCUGAAGGUGUUUACAUUUCUCUUGGUUAUUAUGAAUCAUAAGAUGUACAAAGUCUCAUUGAUUAUCUAAGAGAUCAUAAAGUAACAUGUAACUUUAAUAAUAGAGCCUUACAUUACUUAAAUUGGGUUAUGGGGAAGAUCUAUGGGUUCAGUUACAGCCAUUCUUAGUGCCAGUCAAAAUGAAGAUAUUAAAGUCUUGGUUUGUGAUAGUCCAUUUUCUAAUUUGGCACUCUUAUGUAAGGAGAUUGCAACAUCUGGUUAUGGAGUACCUGGAUGUUGUUUUAAUUGUUUCUUUUGUUUUGUAAAAUCUAAAAUUAGAAAAGAAGCUAAUUUUAAUGUAGAUGAUCUCAAUAUUAUCUAAAUAGUUGGAAGUAAUCUUAUUAAUAUCAAAAUUUAGAUCUUUCAUCCUAAGUUUCUAUAGCAUUUUUGAGUGCAAAUCAAGAUCAAUUAGUAAACUCAAAACAUUCAAAAUAAUUACAUUGUGUUUUCAAAGGAACUAAAUUAUUAAAAUCAUUUGAUGGUCAACAUAAUUCAAAAAGACCAAAUGAUAUAAUGAAGGAGGUGGCAGAUUUUGUCAUUUCUUAGUUAGGCAAAUAAUCAAGUGAUUAACCUUAGAGUUCAAGAGAUACUAAAUUGUUACUCUUACAUAACUAAAGAGAAAAGAUAUCUUUCUAAUAUGAUGAAGUACAUCCAAUUAUGACUGGAGGAUAAAUAUCCAAUAAUGAAUAAAAUAUAACAAAAUGA